UCCACUCCACCAGGUUGAAUAUUCCAAUAUUCAAACUCUGUGACCGGUAAAUUCAUUGCUAACGGCUCUUUCAUUAUAAAGCAAAGCUCCACUUUCAGACUUCAAAUUUUAGUCUACCAUUCUUUCAAUUAUUCAAUCUUCACUUCACUACAAUACAAAUCAGUAUUCUCACUCAUUUUCUUCCCGUUAUUUACACACACACUCUCUCUCUCUCUCUCUCAAAAUUCAGAACACAGCAUAGCAUCAUGGCCCCAACCCCAAAUGUCUGUUUGAAGCGUAAAAGACCCCCCAGCAUUGAGAUACCAAAUGUCUUGGGAGAGAUUCGAAUGGAGAAUUCUACUACGCCCCGGAACGAUGGAGUUUCUUUUGGGGAAGUUGGUGUUGGUGUUUUCUCACGUAAAGGCAAGAAAAAGUUCAUGGAAGAUACUCACAAGAUAGCUUCUUGCUUACAGGACAAUCCCAACAAAAGAUUCUUUUUUGGAGUUUACGAUGGACAUGGUGGUAAGAAGGCUGCGGAGUUUGUGGCAGAGAAUUUGCAUAACAAUGUUCUUGAAAUGAUGAAGAAUUGUGAUGAGAAAGAGGAAGGUGUUAAAGCUGGGUAUCUCAAAACAGACCAAGACUUCUUGAAGCAGGAUAUAUGCAGUGGUACCUGUUGUGUGACAGCUGUGAUUGAAGAAGGGGAUGAGGUUAUAGUUUCAAACGUGGGAGAUUGCAGGGCUGUUCUUUGUAGGGGUGGAGUAGCUGAAGCUCUUACAAAAGAUCACACAGUGGAAAAAGAAGAAGAACGAAAUAGAAUAGAAGCCAAGGGAGGAUAUGUGGAGAUUCAUAGAGGAGCAUGGAGAGUUCAUGGGGUACUUACUGUUUCUAGAAGCAUUGGAGAUGCUCAUCUCAAGGAUUGGGUGCUAGCUGAGCCUGAAACCAAGAUUCUGAAGCUCACACCAGACAUGGACUUUCUUAUUUUGGCCUCCGAUGGGUUGUGGGAAAAGGUUGGCAACCAAGAAGCCAUAGAUACAGUUAAACAAUCAUUAUGUUCAGUUGAGAAAAAAUUAGGACCCUCUUCCGGAGAUUAUCUUAAAGAGAAUGACUAUAGUGAAUAUGGCCUUGUUAAUGUGAGCCCUUCAUCAAAGUUACGUAGGACAAGUAAUAACAAUGGCUUGAACUUGAAGAAUCAAAGUGAACAUGAUUUUAUUGUCAAUGAAAGCGAAAGCCCUCCAUCAAAAUCGCGAAGAAUAUCUCUGGCUAAGCGAGUAAACUCGAAGAUGGACUCUCCCACAAAGCUGAGUAGUGAGGAGCUUGUGGCUGCAUGUAAGGAGCUUGUGAACUUGGCUGUAAACAAGGGUAGUUUGGAUGAUAUUACUGUGAUGAUAAUUGAUCUAAAUCAAUUCAGAGUAAUCCCAGCUUGUUUUUCAUCUGGUGAGAGGCCACAGGCUGAUGAUCCAGCUGCUGUGAUAAGGUCAGGCCAGAGUGUCUUCAUGUCAGUGUACAGAACAAAGAUAGCUGGUCAGUGUCGUUUGAUUACUAUCACUUGGUGUAAAAAUUUGCUUCUGAGAGGCCUUUCUGUUUCAAUCCAGGGAGUACAAGACGAAGAAGAUGAACAAUACCAAUGCAAGGUUGAGCUGAAGCCAUGGUACUUUUGGAGAAAAAAUGGUGACAAACAGUUUGUUCUUGAUGGGACAAUUGUUAAUGUGGCUUGGGACUUGAAAGCUGCAAAGUUCAAUGGCGAAACCGAGCCUCAAUCAGAUUACUAUGUGGCCAUUGUUUGUGAAGAAGAAGUGGUUUUACUAGUUGGUGAUAUGAAGAAAGAUGCCUUUAGAAAAACUGGUUGUCGUCCUUCUUUGAUAGAUCCCAUCUUGGUGUCUAGAAAAGAGCAUUUGUUUGGGAAGAGGAAGUUUUCGACUAGAGUUAAGUUUCAUGAGAAGGCAAACUCUCAUGAAAUCUUGAUUGAGUGUAACAACAGCAUCAUACCAAGUUAUGAUAGCACAACAGGGAUGAUUAGUACAGGGUCAGAUCCUGAGUUGGAAGUCCAAGUAGAUGGGAAGCAAGUUCUUCAUGUCAAACAUCUUCAAUGGAAGUUCAGAGGUAAUGAGUCAGUUUUUGUUAGUAAAACUAAGGUUGAAGUUUAUUGGGAUGUUCAUGAUUGGCUAUUUAGCUCUGGUACUAGACAUGGUAUGUUUAUAUUUAGUCCCAUAUCAUCAUCAUCAUCAACAUCAUCAUUAGUAGCAUCGUCAUCAUCUUCUUCUUCAUCAAAUUCGAGCAUCGAUCAUCAUCAUCAUCAUGAUCAAUCAGGAGAGUGUGAUGACUACGUUGGUGGGUCAUCUAGAUUUUCUUUGUUUGUCUAUGCUUGGAAAGUGGAAUAAUGUUGGUAAGUUCAUGCAAUAAGAUUAUCUUUGACCAAAAAUUUUCCAACUUCACCAUGGAAAUGAAGAGAAGUAAGUGAAUAUAUGAUCAUGUCAAGAAAAUUAAAAAGAGGGACCAUGGAAGAAAGAUGAUGAGGAAGGAAGGAG
This is a messenger RNA of Cannabis sativa, 2504 nucleotides long. Its product is annotated as probable protein phosphatase 2C 14. The transcript is spliced from 7 exons. The coding region runs from base 246 to 2357 and encodes 703 amino acids. The record is from RefSeq and is a predicted model, not a curated record. Lineage: Eukaryota; Viridiplantae; Streptophyta; Magnoliopsida; Rosales; Cannabaceae. Gene Ontology annotation, molecular function: cation binding.